This is a messenger RNA of Grammomys surdaster, 1360 nucleotides long. RefSeq names its product transmembrane protein 17 (gene Tmem17). The record is from RefSeq and is a predicted model, not a curated record. Gene Ontology annotation, biological process: non-motile cilium assembly. Gene Ontology annotation, cellular component: ciliary transition zone. The transcript is spliced from 3 exons. Bases 233 to 721 code for a protein of 162 amino acids. Lineage: Eukaryota; Metazoa; Chordata; Mammalia; Rodentia; Muridae.
AAAUAUCAGCAGACUGUAGAGACAAACAACUGAAGAGCUUUUGUGAAACAUGCCUCCAGUAGCUAAUGUUUGAAGUAAAAGUUAUUCAGAUAAAUGUACUUUAUACUGUUAGUAACUAUAAAUAGGCCUAAGAUUUUGUUGAACCAAUGUUAAUGCUCAGGAAUAUGGCAGCUUCUAGGGCACCGGCAGGGUUAGAACCGUGUUCCUUUCCAUUGCCCCUGCAGAUAAUGAAAUGGUCUCCAGCCUAGCCUUGCAGAUGUCACUUUAUUUUAACUCUUACUUUUUCCCACUGUGGUGGGUGAGCUGCAUCGUGAUGCUGCACCUGAAGUAUCCGGUCUUGCCCGAUUACUACAAAUUCAUUGUGAUUACUGUCGUCAUCCUCAUAACCUUGAUUGAAGUGAUCCGGUUGUACCUGGGCUGCAUGGGUAACCUGCAGGAGAAGGUUCCUGAGCUGGCCGGCUUUUGGCUACUGAGCCUUCUACUACAGUUGCCUUUAAUCCUUUUCUUGCUCCUUAAUGAAGGCCUAAGGAAUCUGCCCUUGGAGAAAGCAAUACAUAUCAUCUUCACUGUCUUCCUUACUUUCCAAGUCAUCUCAGCAUUUCUGACCCUGAAGAAAAUGGUCAACCAGCUGGCAGCCCGUUUCCACCUCCAGGACUUCGAUCAGCUGUCUGCAAGCAGUGCGGCUGUGAGGAGGGUGAGGCAAUGCACGGAAGAGCUCUGACCACGUGCCGACCGUGUGCUGUCUGUAUGCCGACCAUGUGCUGACCAUGUGCUGACCACGUGCUGACCAGUGGACAUCAGAAAGAUGAUGCAAGAGGACCAGGAAGUGAGAGAGUGACAGGACAUCUGAGUCAGGCCUGAGAAAGGGCACACAAGUGCUGGGUGUGUACUCUAGCACGGAAACCCCCAUGGAGGCAAUGCCAAGGCUCACCCACCUGUAUCAACCCUACAGCUGAGGGGAUGUUUCUGAUGUUGGCUUUGUUUCUUUGUUGGUUUCUUCAUGAGUCUGUUGGCAGUUGCAAUGCCACCUUUUUUGUAACGUUUCCAGUUAUAAUCUGUGACAAGAAAUGUGUGGCACUUCAGACGAAAUCAGGUUUGUUCAGUGGAAUCUCACCGAAUGUGUCAACACCCUCCAGGACAUGCCCUGACCCAGGAGGAGUCAGCCAAUAUGAAAUUAACUCCGUGGUACUCUUGUGAACUUUUUGUUUCAUUUUGCUUUUGUUUUGGCAUUUCUAUCUCAUUAUUGGGGAGUAAAAAGGUUUGGGAAGGAGUUGAGAAGGGGGAAAUAUGAAAAGUAGUAUGAUGAAAAUAAUUAAUAAAAAAAAGAAAUGUGUAACAUUUCUUUUAAACUUGUCAGGUA